GUCCCCACAUUCCCACGGUCCCACAUUCCCCAGCCCUGCAGCGAGGACACUGCGCAGACAGCAAGAGAGAAAGCGGAGCUCGUUGGAUUUAAUCCAUUUUAUGUCCUAGAAAACAUUUGUACAGGUCACACUGAACAGCAGAUUGUUGUCUCAAGCCAGUGCUGAUCAAUGACAGUUUAGCUGCAGUAUGUCAGAGAAGAGAGGAAAGAUGAGUCUCUCACAGAAACAGAGUGUAAGAUCAGACUCACAUGUGUCCAGCUCUGUGUCUGUGAAGAGUGACUGGUCAAAGGAAGAACCACCAUACUUCAGUGAAGAAACAACAUCACAAACCAAACGGCUUCAGUAUGAAACAUUAGAUCCAGAUUUACAGUCUCACAGGAAACACAAGAAUUAUACAGACAGUCUCCUGCAGAUCUUCCAGGAUCUUGAGGGCAAAAUAACGACAUUUCUGAAGAAAGAACUAGAAAAGUUUAAGAAAAUAUUACAAAAAGAGGACAUGGAAUACUUUGUGAAGGAUUUUAAUGAGAACAGAUGCAGUAUGAAAGAAGCAGCUCUUGAUCUCACGCUCUACUUCCUGAGAGAGAUGAAGCAAGAUGAAGCUGCUGAUACUCUAGAAGAUGAACUGGUCUUCAUUCAUCAGCUAAAGUGUAGCCUAAAGAAGUAUCAAUGUGUGUUUGAAGGAAUUGCAAAGCAAGGAGACUCUACACUUCUGAAGAACAUCUACACAGAUCUCUAUAUCACUCAGGGUUGUAGUGAACAGGUCAAUACUGAACAUGAGGUGAGACAGAUUGAAGUUGCUUCCAGACGUCAUGAAUCACAGGAGAUACAGGUUGAGUGCAAACAUUUGUUUGAAGCACCUGAACAAGACAAGCAGAUCAGAACUGUACUGACAAAAGGAGUUGCUGGCAUCGGAAAAUCAGUCUCUGUGCAGAAGUUUGUUCUGGAUUGGGCCGAAGGAAAAGAAAAUCAAGAUAUCAGCUUCAUAUUUCCUCUUCCAUUUAGAGAGAUGAACUUAAAGGAGCAAGAAAAACUAAGUUUGAUGGACCUUAUAACUCAGUUUUUCCCAGAGACAAAAGGACUGAACCUUACAAGAAGAAAUCAAUUCAAAGUCUUGUUCAUUCUUGACGGAUUGGAUGAAUGUCGACUUCCUGUAAACUUUAAGGAUAACGAGACGUGUUCUGAUGUUUCAUCACCAGUCUCUCUGGAUCUUCUCCUGACGAACCUCAUCAAGGGAAAUCUGCUUCCUUCUGCUCUCAUCUGGAUCACCAGCAGACCAGCAGCUGCCAGUAAGAUUCCUCCUGACUGUAUCGACCGGCUGACAGAGAUACGAGGAUUCAAUGAUGCACAAAAGGAGGAGUACUUCAGAAAAAGAUUCACGGAUGAGAAUCAGGCCAAAGAAAUCAUUGAUCAUGUUAAACAAUCAAAGAGUCUCUUUAUCAUGUGCCACAUCCCAGUCUUCUGCUGGAUUUCAGCCACUGUUCUCCAGAACAUUUUAGAGGAGAAAAGAAAUAAUGUUGUGAAAAACAAUCAGACUGAUGAUGUCUCCAAAACACUGCAGGAGUCAAAUACUGAAGACACUCCUAAGACUCUGACACAAAUGUACACACACUUCCUUAGAUUUCAGAUCCAGCAGAGCAGACGAAAGUAUGAUGGAGAACAUACACCAGAUGUUUCCUGGGAUAAAGAUGCCAUCUUUUCACUGGGGAAACUGGCAUUUGAUCAGCUGGAAAGAAACAAUGUGAUCUUCUAUGACACAGAUCUGGAAGCCAGUGGUAUUGAUGUCUAUGAGGCAUCAGUGUACUCAGGCAUGUGUACCCAGAUCUUUAAGGAGGAAACAGGGAUCACUCUUGGUACCAUGUACUGCUUCGUUCACUUGAGCAUUCAAGAGUUUAUUGCAGCCCUUUAUGCACAUCUGUUUCUAGACAUAAAGAAGAAAAGUAUAUUUGUUCAUGAGUCUGCAAAAUGGAAAUAUAAAAGUAAAAACAUGAUUGAUUUGCUCAAGACUGCAGUGGACAAGGCACUAGAGAGUGAUAAUGGACACCUGGAUCUUUUUCUUCGCUUCCUCCUUGGUCUGUCACUCCAGUCCAAUCAGAGACUCUUACAGGGUCUGUUGAAACAGAAAAAUAGAGAUGAGCAGAGCAAAAAGGAAAUAGUUACAUACAUCAAGCAGAAAUGUGAGUCUAAUCUGUCUCCAGAGAGAUCCAUCAAUCUGUUCUACUGUCUGAAUGAACUGAACGACCAAACUCUGGUGAAAGACAUUCAGACACACCUUAGCAAAGGAAGUCUCUCAUCUGCUGAUCUUUCACCUGCCCAGUGGUCUGCUUUUGUCUUUGUGUUGUUGACAUCAGAGGAGGAGCUGGAGGAGUUUGAGCUUCAGAAAUUCAAGAAAUCAGACGAGUGUCUCAUUAGAUUAUCAGCAGUCAUGAAAACCUGCAAAAGAGCUCUGUUAAAUGAUUGUGACUUAACAGACAAAAGUUGUCCAGCUCUGGCUACAGUUCUUGGAUCAGAUACCAGUCUGAAAGAGCUGAACAUCAACAAUAAUAAUCUGCAGGAUUCAGGAGUGAAGCUACUCUGCACUGGCCUGAAGAAAAUUAAUUGCAAAUUAGAGAUACUUGGUCUGAAGAACAACUGUAUCACAGAAGGAGGUUGUCAUGUUCUGGCUGCAGCUCUAAAUUCAAACCCUUCAAAUCUGACAGAGCUGGAUCUGAGUGAGAAUAAACUAGGAAACCCAGGAAUGAAGAUCAUCUUGACUCUGUUUGAAAAUGUACAGUGUAGAUUGGAAAAGCUGAAGACUGUUAAACUGCAUCAGUAUUACAGAUGA
This is a messenger RNA of Carassius carassius (crucian carp), 2821 nucleotides long. Its product is annotated as NLR family CARD domain-containing protein 3-like. The transcript has 10 exons. The record is from RefSeq and is a predicted model, not a curated record. Lineage: Eukaryota; Metazoa; Chordata; Actinopteri; Cypriniformes; Cyprinidae. Gene Ontology annotation, molecular function: protein binding. Bases 188 to 2821 code for a protein of 877 amino acids.